Spodoptera litura is the source of this 1573-nucleotide messenger RNA. The record is from RefSeq and is a predicted model, not a curated record. Lineage: Eukaryota; Metazoa; Arthropoda; Insecta; Lepidoptera; Noctuidae.
ACUUAUUACUUCUUUACGGAAGGAUGUUUAGAACAAGGGUUUGGUUUAGAAUCAAAAUCUCGGUUGAAAGUUAAUUAUCAUAAAGUAAUUUAAUUAUUUUUAUUAAUAUGUUUAAAAGAACCUAAUCGCUCUAUCUAUUUAGUAAUGAAAUGUGUAUCGCAUAAUUUUAAAGAAUGUUUUCACUACGGAUAUUUGUUGCGCUAUUUUAUUGUGAUGGUAUUCUUCACUACCUCAGUGAGAUCCACGUCUAAUUUGAUAGAAAUAGAAAAAAGAGGUUAUUUUAUUAUUUAUUUUUAGACGUAGGUACUUCAUAAAAAAUUACCAGGUAAUUUAUUAUAAUAGGUUUUUACAUCAAUUAUGAUAACUCGACAACCAUAGUUUUAUUGAAAGUGCAAACUGAAAGUGUGUGUACUCCUAACAUAAUUUGCGCUCUUCAAGUCUUCUCUUGGAACUGACACAUUCGGCUGUAAAUAAAUUUGGGAACUGGCCAGUUCUUUUGUCAUGACUACUUUGCAAUCAGAAGAUUGUCAAACUAAUGACCUAAAUGACUCAUUUCCGAUGGAUGUUGAAUCGUUGCGUUUUCCAUUAGAUAAUUCAAUGCGAAUCGUAUUUACUGGAUAUUACAAUGGCUUUAAUGUGGAAGUAAGAUCUGUAGAGGAGAUAGCACUGCUGUAUCAUAUGGGAUGUUUUGGCAAAGGGACAACAUCGCGAUCGGAACCUAAAGCCGAUCAAAGUGACAUAACGCCGCGCAUCAUACGUAAAAGACAAUUUUUAAAACGAAACUAUUGGUUUAAAAAAUUCGGCAGUUCUGAUAAAUUGGCAACUGUGGAAGCAGAUGAUUUCAUGAAAGAUAUUGAUAGUCUUACAGCUAAAAUAAUUGUAGACUGUGAGAAAAAUAAUCAAAAAGACGUCAUUGAUUUAGUCUCCAGUGAAGAAGAUGAUGAAGAAGACCAUAAUUCCAAUCAUAGUACUGAAAGAUUCCAAAAUCAUGAUAAAAAAGAUUUGGUAGUUAUAGUGCCUAAUAGCGAAUCUGAAGGAGAAAAUUAUUUUGAAAACAUGAGACCGAAAUGCUGUCUAAAUAAAGUUAAAAUACAAGAAAAGCUUAUGUUGACUCCUGAGGAAGCAUUUUUCUUGCUUUAUGGUUUGGGAUGCUUACAAAUUGUCAGUCUCGACAAUGCUUUACUCAACAUAGAGAAGUGUUGGGACCUCUUUACAGCUGUAGAUGGAAGAUUUUUAUCCAAAUAUGUGGUUUACCACUACUAUAGAUCUAAGGGAUAUGUUGUAAAACCUGGAAUUAAAUUUGGUGGAGAUUAUUUAUUAUACAAAGAAGGUCCUGCAGCAUACCAUGCUGAUUAUGUAGUCAUUAUAAGGUCUGAAAAUAAGGAAGAAAACUGGAUUCAAACACUUGGCCUUGUUAGAGUAGCAAAUACUACAGUCAAAGAAGUCAUAGCUGUAGAAGUAGUAAAACCCAAAAAGACUGAAGUCGAAUUACCCAAGGAUUUGAAACUUUUCAGUGUGAGAGAACUGUUAUUAAGCCGGAAUUUACCAAUCACAUUAAAUGAAGAUGACUAAA